This is a messenger RNA of Humulus lupulus (European hop), 1833 nucleotides long. RefSeq lists its product as uncharacterized. The transcript is spliced from 5 exons. The record is from RefSeq and is a predicted model, not a curated record. Lineage: Eukaryota; Viridiplantae; Streptophyta; Magnoliopsida; Rosales; Cannabaceae. The coding region runs from base 1 to 1833 and encodes 610 amino acids.
AUGUUCAAAGAUACUGUUCUUGAUAGUUGGAACAAGCCCACCAUUAAGGAAGGCCUUGCUGGCAUCAUCCAAAAGCUCUACAGGGUGAAACAUGUGUUGAAGAAAUUCCACAAAAAGGAAUUGGUAGACAUUCCUCAUAGCUAUCAGGUAGCUAAGGAAAACCUCAAUAUGGCCCAAGAUGACUUAGCUAAUGACCCGCUCAAUUCAGUGCACCAGUUAGCUGAACAGACCAAGCUUCAAGAGUUUACUCAAGCGAGGACGAGGUAUGUUAGUUUCCUCCAACAAACCAGUAAAAUAACAUGGCUGCAAUUUAAUGAUGAAAACUCCCAUUACUUUCAUGCUAUUAUGAAGAAGAGGAGGGCUGAGAAUAGAAUUACUUCCUAUGUAGUAAAUGAUGAGGUGAUCGAUGAUUAUGACAAGGUGGUAGAGCAUUACUUUAAUCACUUCAGGAAUUUUAUGGGGAAGAAGAGUUCGACCAAUAAAAAGAUUGAUAUCAAUUGCCUAAAAUUUGGUGAAAAGCUUACUAUUAUGCAGCAGGUCAAUCUGAUUAGGCCGUUCUCUAAGGAAGAAGUGAAAGAAGCUAUGUUUGGUAUUCACUCAAUUAAGAGCCCCGGUCCGGAUGGGUUUGGUGCAGGAUUUUUCAUAGGUCUAUGGAAUGAGAUAGGAAAUGACAUUAGCAUGGCAGUGCUAAAUUUUUUUCGAGAUGGACUUGCUCAAGGGUUAUACGAGGAAAAACAUUUCAGCAAGAUGCUUAUGAAGAUCGACCUUAGUAAAGCUUACGACACAGUUGAUUGGCAGUUUGUGGGUGACCUUCUCAAGGGUCUUUGCUUCCCUUUGAGAUUCAUUCAUUGGGUGCUGGUUUGUUUAAAGGGAACCUCUUAUUCGCUGAUGCUCAAUAGUCGACUUCAUGGCACUUUUAGAGGGGGAAAAGGGUCUUCGACAAGGAGAUCCGAUAUCUCCUCUCUUGUUUAUGAUCUAGUCAUUUUUUGCAAGGGUAAUGAGGAAUCAAUGAGUCUCACUCAGUCAGCCAUUAAUAGCUUUUGUGAUACAACAGGUCUCUCAAUCAACAACACAAAGUCUCAUAUAUACUUUGGAGGCAUUAAUGAUGAUUGUAAAACUCAACUUUUGGAGAUUGCUCAAAUGGAAGAAGGCUCUUUCCCGCUUAAGUAUCUUGGAGUUCAUCUAAGACCAACAAAAUGGAGAGCGGCAGACUGUGGGGGAAUUAUUGAUAAAAUUCAACGGAACCUCCAUUCUUGGGCGAGCAAGAAUCUUUCUUUUGCGGGUCGAGCCCAACUCAUUCAUUCAGUCCUUCUUGGUAUUAGGAAUUUUUGGAUGAGUAUCUUCAUCUUACCUCAAAAAGUCGUUGCUGCCAUUGAUAAAAGCUGCAGAGAUUUUCUUUGGGGGUUGAAAGGGAAUCGGAGCAAGCUUCACUCACUUCUUGGGAACAAGUUUGUCUUCCCAAAAAGUAUGGAGGAGUUGGCCUCUUUGAAGUACUUUCGGAAAUUCUUGAAGCUGAGAAAUGUUAUUGAUUGUGCUGCUGUUACUUCUUCGGGGUUAAGAGCAAGCAAUGUUCAAUAUGCUUCUGCAAUAUGGCAUCAUUUAUGUGUCUCGAAACACAGAUUUAUCUCCUGGAAAGCGAUGAAUGAUCACCUUCUCACUCGAGAUCAUCUUGGGAAAAUAAUGGAGCUGGCCUCUUAUUACUUCCCUGUUUGUGAAAGUGUCAUUGAGACCCAUCAACACCUCUUUUUUUACUUCACUUUUACUAAGAAAAUUCUGCAGGAUGUUAGUUCCUGGUCUGGUUUUAGUGGCUGGCCUUCUAACAUUGAAGCCUGA